Schistocerca piceifrons (Central American locust) is the source of this 6909-nucleotide messenger RNA. RefSeq names its product MOB kinase activator-like 2 (gene Mob2). Bases 45 to 1160 code for a protein of 371 amino acids. NCBI's taxonomy places the organism in Eukaryota, Metazoa, Arthropoda, Insecta, Orthoptera, Acrididae. Gene Ontology annotation, molecular function: protein kinase activator activity. The record is from RefSeq and is a predicted model, not a curated record. Gene Ontology annotation, biological process: positive regulation of protein phosphorylation; signal transduction. Gene Ontology annotation, cellular component: cytoplasm; nucleus. The transcript has 5 exons.
CAGAACGGUGCGGACCGUGAUCAUGGUGAGGUGAUAGGUGCGGCAUGGAGACAGCGGCGAUGCUCAGGUCGCUGUUAGGAUCCCCCCAUCACUCGCCCUCCGCCGGUAGCGAGGGCGGCUCUGGGUCCGGCGUGGCGGCCGCGCAGGUCGUGGAGCUGCCCGCUGCCGCGGGGGCCAGGCUUUCGUUGCUCGACUCCUGCCACCGCAAGAUCCGUCUGCUGGGCGGCGGGCCCGUCGCCUUCCUCGGAGGACUCGUCGCGAAAGCCCGUCGGAAAGAUAAAGAACCAUCAACCCCUAGUGCAGAUGAUCCAAAACUUUACCUCGAAGAAGCGCUCCUUGAGCGAAAGUUACCUGAUAUUGAUCUGAGAGUCUUGGUGGACCUACCAGCAGGAGUAGACUACAAUGAAUGGCUAGCUUCCCAUACUAUUGCAUUUUUUGAUCAUAUAAAUCUUUUGUAUGGGACAAUAUCAGAAUUUUGUACAAUGUCUGGAUGCCCAGACAUGACUGGUCCAGGUUACAGGACCUAUCUUUGGUUUGAUGAUAAGGGUAAGAAAGCGCGAGUUGCCGCACCACAGUAUAUAGAUUAUGUGAUGACAUUUACCCAGAAGACUAUCAGUGAUGAGACAAUAUUUCCUACAAAAUAUGGAAAUGAAUUUCCCAGUUCAUUUGAAUCUAUUGUUCGAAAAAUCCUGAGGUUAUUGUUCCAUGUUUUGGCACAUCUAUAUCACUGUCACUUCAAGGAAGUGGUUCUACUAAAUUUACAUGCACACCUGAACUGUGUAUUUGCCCAUCUGACAUUAUUGAAUGAACGCUUUCAACUUAUAGAAGUGAAGGAGACAGAAAUUCUGCAAGACCUAGUGCUUGCAUUAAAAGUUCACUCGGACGCUCCAGAAACGAGCACCAAUGGUGAAGAUGGUAUCCGUGGUAAUUCGGACAGUAAACAAAGUAGUGGUGAUGCCACAAGUCAGUCACUUUCUGCUGGUGAAACAACACCAAUGACAGCAAAUAAUAUAGGGACUGAAAAUGAGCAGGAUACUGAAUCAGGAACAGGGAUACCAAGCAGUUCAAAGUCAGAUCUGUUGACUUCUGUGUCGGAGAAAGAGGCUAAGAAAGAAGAGUCUUCAAAAAAUCAUGAUGGUGUACAGGACGUGUCUCACUAGCUGAAAUGAGAAGUGUGUUGUUAAAGUUUGGUGUUUCCAACAAGGUGAGGAGUAAGCAUUUACUGUGUAGAUUGAGUUAACUAGACAUAGAUUAUAGCCAAAUGAGCCAGAAGAAAUAGAGCAGUUAUGCAAGAUGGAAGGAAGCCUUUAAAACCGUCCCAUGGAUCAUUUGCUAGGAAUUUAAUGUGACAGGCUUUCUCCAACCCUGUGAGAAAUAUUGUGAUUUGUUGUUUGAAUACACUUUUUUUAUUACAGUUGAUAAAAGAAUGUUUGUGAAUAUUUUUGUUCUGUUAAUUGCAGUGAGGUACCAUAUAGGUUGUGACUGCUAGUUAUUUAAAAGCAUUGUGUUAGUAUUAUUUUCGGGUGUGUGUUGAUGAAGUGCAAUUUUGGGUUGUCUAUUUUACCAUUGUAGUAUAAUGUAACAACAGAUUUUGUAAGUUGUGCAUUUUGCCAUUAUUAAGCACCUACUAUGUUAAUUGUAAAUACAAAUUUAUUGGUUUUGUCAUAAUUUUCAUAUAAAUUCCACUCUUUUCUUCAGAAAAGAAAUUAUGCAGACUGCUGAAAUGGCUCUCCCUGUCGACAUGAUAAGGGUUUAGAAUGAUGUGUUUCGUAUGUAAUUGUGCAAUUUUAAUCAUCAAAAUAUUGUUAAACAUAUUUUGUUAAUGGCGCAGUUUUAUCCUUGCUUAUGUGUUAUACCAAAGCUAUGGAAGUUAAAAAGGAAAAAAGAAAAAAAAAAUCUGAAUAUUUUUGUAUGUUGCUAAGUGUUGUUAAAAUGUCAGCAAACCUACCAUCUUGCAGUUAUGUGACAAGUAGAUCUUAAAAUUAAAAUAUCACAUACUUGCUAUUGAAAUCCACUCCUUUAAGAACAAAACAUUGUUAUAGACUAGUUUGUAAAACAAGCAAUUAAAUAUAUAAAUAUAUAUUAUGUGUGUAUAUAUCACUCACAAUAAUGUUGUACACUGUUACACAAGUAUUUAUAUUAUACAGAAAUGCUUACUUAUUGCCUUGUUAAUGUUACUAUAAUUGUUAUAUAAUAUAAGAAUAUGAAGAGAGAAAGUAACUUAUAUAGAAGAAUAUGUUAUCUACAGUUUCCUUAAAAUAAUGUCUGGCCCUUGUUUACAUGAAAGUAUGCAUGCAUUGAAUAUUGAAUGUUAGUGGAGGAAAGAUUUUAAUUGUGCCACUGGUAAGCCAAAACACAAAAAGAAACUAUAAGCAUUAUUUCAUUAAAUUUCCCUCUGACCUCUUUGGGGUUUCUAGUGGUGUCAUACUUAAAUCACUAGUUUCCCAUGAUUUAAUUGGAUAUCUUUCAUUAUUAAAUAAACUGUGAAUUUGGUGUCUGUGUUUGUUUUAAGGGGCCUUCUUUUGGAAGUUUGACGUAUUUUCACUAAUCCGUACAUUUUCACUUGCCAGCUAUUACUUUCCACAUAGCAAACAUGCACUAAAGUUUUUUUAUAUGUUUUAAUAUUUCCCUCUGCUUCUGAAGUUUGAAUGUGUCUAAAAUUGAUAAUUUUCAUCUUUUUGUAAGACGUAAAAGAUUGAGUUAUCAGUUUGUAGCACGUUUAGUGCAUAGUUGGGAAUAUUAUCGAACGAAGAUUGUUAUAUUACUACUGGAAUUAUAAGCUCUGUUCAUUGAAUUGUAAAAUUGUAGUCUCACUUGCAUUUGCCCUGUAUGCAGUUUAAAGGUGUGUUUUUUUUUAAAAGGGAAAGCUAAGAGUAACGUGUUAAUGCUGUUUAUCGUGCAGCAUGCAUGUUGUGUGCUUUGUUUAAGAUCCAUAUAGCAGGAAGAUCCACAUAGUUCUGCUUUUUAUCGCUACAGCACAAGAUCCACAUAUUUAUGUUCUGUUAAACAAAUCUGUGUCAGAACAGUAAUACUGUAGCUGUAUUCCAUGCUCUGUAAACUAUCAGUGGGUGUAAGCUAAACUUUAUUGACAAACAUCAUAUAAUUUACAACCUCGUUACGAUAUUGUUUUACAAGACUGGACUAAGUUGCUUCUCUUAUCGUCUUCUUCUGCCAGGUUUGGUUGAUUAAUUCUGAACCCUCAUGGCCUGCCUGUUAUAAUUUGUUGAUGCAGACCUUCUACUUUAAUGGCUAAUGUUCUCUCCUUUCAUGCAUUUACUUGCACUCAUUUCAGUUUGUGAUAAAAAAUACAGUAGUAUAUGUGCAUUAAUUUUUGCACCUAAGUCUCUCGGUGUGUCAUUUCAUGAUCUGAUUGCCGUCUUUUCCUCAUAAAUUUGUGUUUCAAAUGGGAAUGAUGUGCCUCAGGGUAAACAUUGGUGUCGUGAAGCUCUUGCCUUCUUUUCAGAUAUCACUUAAGUAGACUUUGUACGCUAUUCCUGAGAUCAUUUUUGCUUCAUCUGGAUGGUUAGACUCAAAAGCCAUGCAUGUGCUUGCAUUUACACUUGUAGUCUGUCCACAUCCACCAGGUAUGUCAAUUCAGAAUAGAUUUAGUAGUGUUGAUGAAUAGAAGUAUAUGAAACUGAUUUUGACUUUGGGGAAAAAUAUUCUUAAAAACUUCACAGUUCACAUUUUGAUUAUCUCUCUUAGUUGCCACAGUGACAGUUUGAUUAUUUCUCUUAAUUGCCCCAUUGCAGGAUGGCAUCCAUCCAAGAAAUUGUGUGUCCUUCUUUAAACAAAUUUUUAAUAUAAUUUUUUAUAUCUCUGUGUUUGUGCAGUGUACUAUUGAUUUUUUAAAGAAAUCAUUUUCCAUGGCUCACCAGUCAAAAUAAUUUUAAGUGGACAGUUGGAAGGAGCAACUAUUUCAGUUUUCUUCAGGUAAUACCUGCUUGUAUAAUCACUUAAAGAUAAAGUAACAUGUAUUGGUGGAGAUUAUGUCCAAAAUUUAAACUUGUAAGUUGCAAUUUUAUCUGUAACAUUUUUUAUCACUUCCAUUUUUGGGCAUUAUUUAAUGGAAUCACUUUGAAUAGGUUUCAUUUUAACUGUUAUAAAUGGGAACUAUGGAAUCUGGUGACACUCUCCACUUGAUUGUUUCAUCACUGCUUUCUGUUAUAAGAGAUUAUUUUUUGCUUUGUAAUCACCAUGAUAACACAGGUUUUUACUAUUUUGGCAGUACAUAUUCCUAGAAAUGCAGUUGAACAGUGUAAUUUGAUUCUGCUGCCAAUGUGGUCUGGAUGCUGAAACUAUAUAUAGGUAGUAUAGAUACAGAAAGAUAUUCCUUGUGUCCAUAUGUUGGGUAGCAUAGUACUUACUUGUGUCUGAUGUUUGUAAAUGCAGCAGAACAUUGUGGUUAUCACAUUUUACUAGCAAAGGCAACAAAUUUCAACUUUCGUAGUUCCUAGACUGUUUGUUCAGAAUAUCGGGUCCUUGUUCUGUGAUUUUGCAUGACUCCUGUAUUGUCAGACUUCAUAUUACACUUGUCUUCUACCUGCUUGCUUCUCCUUAAUAAUUUUGGUCUGUUCUAUACCUUCCAGUAGUAAAUAUUGAUGAUUAGGUUAUAUUAAUCAUCAUUGUUGGAAUUGAGAACAACUGCUUACUAGGGUCAAUUGUAAAAAUGUAGCUUCAAAAUUCACCUUAUCUGAGAAAACAUUUUUGUUAUAUUGCAGUUAACUGUGUGUAAUUGUAGUAGAAUCACUAUGUAAUUUAAAAAUUUUACUGCAAGGAUUUUGCCAAAAUAAGUAAGCAGGGUAAAGUGUCUGCCAUGUGAUUACAGUAGUGUUUCAUUGAAAGGUAAUUUACAUUAUUCAAGAGAUAGCUUUACCUUUGAUCACUCCUCAUGGAAAAAAAUAAUCUUUUGAUCCUCAUGGAAAAAAAUAAUCUUUUGAUCCUCAUGGGGAAAAAAUAAUCUUUUGGUAGAUGCUUCUGGUCAAUUAAUCAAAUGUUUCAUUUCAUUUUUAAUGUUGUUUUUACAUUAGAUGAGAUGUGAGAGCAGUGUGACAGUAGCAGAAGAUGACAAAAUAUUUAUAAAUGAUUUGCUUGUAGUUAGUAAUAUAAUUGAAGUUUGUUGACACAAUUCUGCACAUUUGGAACUGAGUUACUGUUAAGAAACAGUAGUAAUGAUAGUCUUUCUGAAAGAUCUUUCCUUCACUGAACAAGUCGCAAAUGCAGAACAUACUUUCAUGUUGCAGCCAGUUCACUUCCUGUCUAGGCCUUCCCUGUUCCAGCAUGGCAAAUUGUACCUGUUAGACAGACUGAGCACAUUAUAAGUAUUUGUGAUUUCUUAAGUUGUUUGUGGUUUUUUGUUCCUUUCAUUUCUGAUGGAAAGAAGAGUAGAUCUUUGCAAACCAUGUCACAUUUGAAAGGUGUGAAAGUUCAUUACUCAAGAUGUGUUAAUGUUAGGGGUUUUUAUUGAUUUUUAAGUGGAUUAGUUCUACCUCCUAAAAUGUAUUCUCAUACCAUCAUUUCAGUUUGUGGUAAAUAUUGAGGGGAGGGGUUGGAAACAGUAUUUAAUGAUUUUCAUUUUCUUUUCAGAAAAUCAUCUUAUAUCACGUAUCCUACAGAACACAGCUUUUGUUAAUCGAAAGAAUUAAAUAAUUUAUUUUUGUAUAAUGUAAAAUGGUGAGUCACAGACUGGCCACUUAUUAUACAUGGCAAAUGAAAGUGCAUUACCUCAACAGUGGGUAAAUGUUUAUGCAGAUCUUCUGUACUGUAAGAAUGCAUUGAGUGUUCUGCUUUGCCAUGUUUUCCCUAAUCUUAAAUGAAUAUAUUUUAAGUGAAUCUUAGUAAGUAUGUAGCAGGCUGUGGAACUAAGUUACAUUUUUUUUAGUUUUGUUUGUAUUUCACUGUGUAGUGUUGUUAAUUGAUGUAUGAUAUGUUGAUUUGAGUACUUUGUGUUUAAAAAAAGAUGAGUCAAAAAACGACAAUUCUGGUUUAUUUCUUAAUUUUCUUCUUGUGUAGGAAUUGUGUGUUUACUCUUUUAUUUCUGCAAAUUAACAUAUAAGUAUUUGUCUGUACUUCCAUCUGCAUGAUGCAGUAAUUUAUUACUGUAUGAUCAAUUUCAAAUCAUGAAUUUUUACUGACUAGUAGUAAUGUCUGUGUCAUGCCCAGAAGUGCUAAUAGGACUAGAUUGGUCUGUUUGCACUAAAAGUGCCCAUUUGAGUACAGAGAAACCAAAAAUUUUAGAAUGAGAAAUAAGAUGUUAAAUACUUGUAUUUUCUGAUUACUGUUGGGCAUGAAGUGCUUACAGUGCGUAAUAUUGUAACUGUAAAAGGCUUGUAGUGAAUUACCUCCAUUUAAUGUUGAUGCUAGAUCAGAAGCAGCAACUUUUUGUAGGUUUUUUCACUCUACAAAAUUCAAUGCAGCUUUCAAGAGGUAUUUUUUUAUGUGUAUAUAUAUAACUACAUCAGUUUCCACAGUUUUCUCAAUUGCUGAAGUAAUUAAGUAACGAAAGCUCUGUUGAAUACUGCCUAGUUUUACUUCAGCAGUGAACAUCCUGAAAUAUAAAAAUGAUUGUCAUAAAUCUUUUAGCAAUCUGUUUACAUUUUAUACUGACUUUUUAUUUUUAUUUUGUACUACACAAAAUUCAGCACCAUAAAAUUAAUAUCUUGUUAGUACUUCACUGAUCAUUGUGAUAGUACUUUUGGUGAAACUUCAUUCAUUUCUCCCUUGUUGUUAUAGUGUUCUAGUGCAGUUGAUGUCCUACCAUUUCUAUGAAAUGUUAUAUGUGUAUAUUCUUUCCUCCAGUUUCUCUGUACAGUGUACUAUGCUUUGCAUGUUAAGUUUCAGUCUUUUGUUCUAUAUCUACUGUAAUUAUUAGUUAUACUUCCUGUAAUAAAAUGUUGCUUUCACAGAUUA